AUGCACCACCCCACACUCAGCGCCACACUCGUGCGCGAUGUCCUGCCCUAUUUCGACAAUGUGGUCAUCUCGCCGGGGCCAGGGGACCCCACGUGUGACUCAGACUUUGGCGUAAACAGUUCGGUACUUAAGGAGAGCUCAAUCCCAAUCUUCGGGGUGUGUCUGGGACACCAGGGUAUGGCAGCGCUGUAUGGCGCACGGGUGGUACCUGCACCACAGGUUAUGCAUGGGCGACUCAGCAGUGUGACUCAUAGGCAGUCACGGACGGAGAGGUGUGCAACAUCACAGCUGUUCGAUGACAUCCCCAGUCCCUUCAGUGUAGUUCGGUACCACUCCCUCGUAGUGGCUGCGUCAGAUCUGCCCUGUGAUCUCGAGGCUAUAGCCCACAGUGACGAUGGGGUGCUGAUGGCCUUGAGGCACCGUUCGCACCCUCACUGGGGCGUUCAGUUUCAUCCAGAGUCCAUCUGCACUCAGUACGGUGCGACUCUGCUGGCGAACUUCCGUAACAUGUCGCUGCAAUGGAACGCCAACGAAGGGUCUCUCCGUGCACGUAUUCACUGCCAGGCCACUCUCCAAGAAUUGCUGCAUAAACUAGGGCUAGACACCUACCCGCACACUCGUGCGCACCCGUCCGAGCGCAAACAGGACAGGGCAACCCCUGGACCUGCCCUCAGCAGUACAGACACCCACCCAGCCACACCCAGGGAGGACUCCCCCGAGGUGCACGCGGCACUUGGUGCACCCCCCUUGGCGCAGGAGGCGUAUACGUUGAUUGUAGCUCAAUGGGACGAUCUCAAGACCUUAAGCUCUGAAGACAUAUUCCUUGAGCUGUUUGGGGAUGCUGAGCCUUCGUGGUGGCUGGACUCGUCCCGGUAUGAAGCGGGAUUGAGCCGAUUCUCAUUUAUGGGCGAUGGACUGGGUCCUUACAGCGAGACUCUCAAGUACGAGGUCAGCACCCGCACCGUCGCCAUCGAACACACUCAACAACACACACAGCCGGCAUGUACACUCGGCACAUACGCACGCACACACACACACACACACGUGCAAGGCUGUGUGUGUGCGGACGCAUGCAUGAACCAGCCUCGCGCAGACGAUGGCGUGCGUGUGUGCACAGUGCCGCUGAGCGAUGAAGAGUGCUUUCUGCAGUUUAUGAACGACCGCAUGGACACGCACCACCGCGUGAGCGAGCACUGGGAUUACAUGACGCAUGAACCGAUGGAUGUGGAGACGAUCCCUUUCGAACUGCACUGUGGAUAUGUGGGGUAUCUCGGCUACGAGUUAAAGGAGGAGUCCGGGUUAAUGGGAACACUCACAGCGGAACAGAAGGCGACCCAGCGAGCGGCAGCAGCGGAGAUGGUGUACGGAACCAAGACCCAACCACAACAAGACACGCCUACACAUACAAGCACACACCAGCAGCAACAUACACAACAAGCACCCCAUGCACAACCACAAGCACAACCACAAGCACACACAUCCGAGGAUGGACCCACACACACACAGGCAGGUAUACAAGCACAGCCACAACCUGUGAAACGGCCCGAGAUACAAUGUCACAUGCGCACUCAGCUGCCCACAUGCACGUUCCUCUUUGCGGAUAGGCAGGUGGUGGUAGACCAUGAAACCCGCAGAGUGUGGGCCAUGGCGCUGUGUCGAAGUUCGGAACCUGAGACGGUGGCUGAGGCAGACGCAUGGUUUGGGCGUACGAGGAAUACACUGUUGGAUCUAUGCGAGCGAUGUGAUAGUGGCACAGAGGUGUAUGGCGAGAGGGGGGCGCGGCGGAGGAGGAGUGCAGACAGCCGCAACAGAAGAGGUACCGACACACCAACCAACACACAUCUGGAUCACCAACGCACACACAUACAUGUACCCGAGUUGACCGAACCGAAGGACUCCGCAAGGUCACAGAAUACGACAUUGUCCAAUAAUACGACCCACGAGUCACACAGCACCGGUAAAAUGUCGGAUAAUACGACGAAUAAUACGACCCACGUGGGUCUGAGACAUGGCCGAGAGAAGUACUACGCAAACAUAGCCGCGGCGCUGCGCCUGAUGGGUGAGGGUGAAACAUACGAAGUGUGUCUGACCACUCAGCUGAAGGUACCCACGGACGGGCCAGUGAAUCCACUUGCGUUGCAUCAGCAUUUGCGGACACACAACCCAGCGCCGUAUGCGUGCCUGUUCCGCUUUGGCUGUGACCAGUCCAUCGUAGGCUCAUCACCAGAGAAGUUCCUGACGGUCGACCGCAACGGAAGCGUUGAGUCCAAGCCCAUCAAAGGCACCCGGCGCAGGGGAAUCACUCCGGAGGAGGAUUUCGAGCUGGUCAAAGACUUAGCGACGGACCCAAAAGACUUUGCGGAGAAUCUGAUGAUAGUGGACCUCAUCCGCAAUGAUUUGGGACAGGUGUGUGUACCGUCCAGCGUGCACGUGCCUAAGCUGAUGCACAUUGAGACAUACGCCACAGUACAUCAGUUGGUCACUACAGUCAGAGGCGAACUCAGAGACGGUGUGGGCGCCCUGGACUGUCUACGCGAAUGCUUCCCCCCAGGCAGCAUGACGGGUGCCCCAAAACACCGCACCGUUCAACUGCUGGAGCAUUUGGAAGGAGCUCCGCGAGGCGUGUACUCUGGCGCCAUGGGCUAUGUGUCUACCAAUGGGAGUGCCGAUAUGUGCGUGACCAUACGCACCGUCACCAUGAGCGGAGAGGGGCUUACUAUAGGCGCUGGAGGUGCUAUAGUUGCGAUGAGUGAUGCCAGUGACGAGUUUGAUGAGAUGUUGCUCAAAGCGAAGGCACCAAUCAGAUCAAUACUAUGUAGUAUGGGGCGCGCUAACCAAUGGGAAGCCAGAGAAUUGGCGGGAUUAUAAGUAGAUUGUGUACUCUGACGCUACACUUAGUGCGUAGUACGUGCAAGUUUGCAAAGAAGUUAGUGAGUGAAAUACACUCUAUAGUUUUGCUAUUAUUAGAAACUGGUACAUGGGGGGGGACUACUGCGGCAGGGGAUCUGGUGAUAUCCUUAUGACCCCCCAACACCAGGCCUAGAAUAUAAGUUUUAAUAAAAG
Sphaeroforma arctica JP610 is the source of this 3063-nucleotide messenger RNA. RefSeq lists its product as hypothetical. Bases 1 to 2868 code for a protein of 955 amino acids. NCBI's taxonomy places the organism in Eukaryota, Ichthyosporea, Ichthyophonida. The transcript has 14 exons. The record is from RefSeq and is a predicted model, not a curated record. Gene Ontology annotation, biological process: L-tryptophan biosynthetic process.